Armigeres subalbatus is the source of this 9201-nucleotide messenger RNA. Its product is annotated as sodium-dependent neutral amino acid transporter B(0)AT3. The coding region runs from base 543 to 2759 and encodes 738 amino acids. NCBI's taxonomy places the organism in Eukaryota, Metazoa, Arthropoda, Insecta, Diptera, Culicidae. The transcript has 11 exons. The record is from RefSeq and is a predicted model, not a curated record. Gene Ontology annotation, biological process: sodium ion transmembrane transport. Gene Ontology annotation, cellular component: plasma membrane.
UCAAACCGUGCGGUCGUGAAAAAUUGAAAAACCAGCCAGCAGUUUUGGAACAGUCGAAUUUUCCUCCACCCGUGUGUACGUCGUCCUGCCUGGCUCCCCCUUUGCCGGGAGAACAGUGGGUGGUGCUGCGUUCAAACGCAAGUAAAAUAUCCAAUACGUGCGGUGCAGGUGGUUUAAUCGAUAGUUUGGCAAACAUUUGUGAAGAAAGUUAAGCUCCUCCGAGAAGUGAUCGAAGCUUAAUUGAAAAAGUUGUAGAAUUUGCAGAAAGACGCCGAAGAAAAAACAACAUACCAGAAGCUGCUGCCAGCCGCCACCGGUCCUCACUUUGGAUAGCGUCGCCCCCAUUCCGAUCGGCACGUGACAGAAAACCGUGACAUUGGAGAACGGAAACGGAAAACCAGCAGACACGUGGUACGAAACGGAUCCACCGCCACUAUUAGCACCCCGGAUACCGUUAGAGGUACAACCCCAACGGCAGCAACGUCCAGCUCGGAAGCCGCACCUCCGCCGGCGGUCCCCAUUCGGCAGCACUAGUACAAACUAUGACCACUAAGGUGGACGGCCCUGGUGGUCCUCGGAACAACGGUCACGAAAUGGCACCGCUCAAUACGCGGGCCCGGGGCGAUGGCACCCACGGUGUCACCAUCAUGCUGUCGCCGCCGGACCGUAACUCGGUCGGGUCGCGGGAGGGAGCCGGUCUCCCCGAUGGCGAUCCAGAUCGGGCCGCCUGGUCCGGAAAGAUGCAAUUUUUCCUCAGUAUUAUCGGAUACUCCGUCGGGUUGGGCAACAUCUGGCGGUUUCCGUACCUGUGCCAGCAAAACGGUGGAGGUGCCUUCCUCAUUCCGUUCAUGAUUAUGUUAAUCCUAGAGGGUAUCCCUCUGUUCCUCAUCGAGCUCGGGAUGGGCCAAAAGAUGCGACUCGGCGCGCUGGGUGUGUGGAAUACGAUACACCCCUGGCUCGGCGGCAUCGGCAUCUCGUCCUGCAUAGUAACGCUCUUCGUGGCGAUCUACUACAAUGUGAUUAUCACCUGGUGCUUCUACUACUUCUUUAAUAGCUUUCGGGUAACUCUCCCGUGGGCGUACUGCCCGCAGUUGAACGGCACGGAUCUUCCCGAGUGUGAACGGUCCUCGGAAACGGCCUAUUUCUGGUACCGGACCACGCUGGACGCGUCGCCCAGCAUCGAGCAACCGGAAGGCUUCAAGUGGUGGAUCGUGCUCUGUUUGCUCCUGUCCUGGACGGUAGUGUUCUUCAUCGUGAUGAAGGGCAUCCAGAGUUCGGGCAAGGUGGUGUACUUUACCUCGCUCUUCCCGUACAUCGUACUGACGAUCUUCUUCAUCCGGGGCAUCACGCUGAAGGGCGCCGGAGCCGGACUGAUGCACAUGUACACUCCCAAGGUGGAGAAACUGCUGGAACCGACCGUAUGGUUGGAUGCGGCCACCCAGGUGUUCUACUCGUUUGGGCUGGCCUUCGGAUCGUUGAUAGCGUUCGGUAGCUACAACACACCGAAGAACAAUUGCGUCCGGGACGUGAUUCUGGUGUCGGUGUGCAACGCCGUUACGGCCAUCUACGCUAGUGUAGUGAUAUUCGCCAUUCUCGGGUACAAGGCCACGGUUGGCGUCGAUAGGUGUAUUGCAGUGAACAAAGGAAUUUUGUUUAAGCACGGUUUGAUUGACUCGAUACAUGUGGACAAUGCAAUUUAUGAGGAGAAAAUGAACAGCUUGGAUGCCAUUACUAAGACAAAUUGGACCUUUGAGCACUGCAGUUUAGAGGAGCAGUUGGAUAGCGCCGCCGAGGGAACAGGUCUCGCCUUCAUCGUGUUCACGCAGGCCAUCGUCCAGCUGCCCGGUGCUCCAUUCUGGGCCGUCCUGUUCUUCACGAUGCUCCUUUCGCUAGGACUGGGUUCGCAAAUCGGCAUCCUCGAGGGCAUGCUGUGCACGAUAUUCGACAUCGACAUUUUUAAGCGGAUUAGAAAACCUUACGUCACUGGAGUUGUGUGUAUAUUCUGCUUCACGGUGGGAUUAAUUUUCACGACCGGAGCGGGAGAAUAUUGGCUCAAGAUGUUCGAUUCGUUCGCCGGAACGAUUGGUCUAGUCGUGGUGGCCCUCAUGGAAACCAUCGCUGUUAUCUACAUCUACGGACACAAGAAAUUCACGGAAGACAUCUAUCAAAUGACUGGAAUCCGACCCGGUCCCUACUGGCAGAUGACCUGGAGGUAUAUAGGGCCCGUCAUCAUGUUCGGAAUACUUCUUUCAUCGAUUCUGAGUAUGAUACUAAGAAGUCCCACCUACUCAGCGUGGAACGGUGAACUGGGUAUCACCGAGAACAAAUCCUACCCGGACUGGGUGAUGGGCAUUGCGCUGGCCAUGAUCGUUGCUUCGGUGCUUCCGAUGCCGCUGGUGUUCCUGCUGCGACGGUUCCAGAUCCUCAAGGUGGACCUUGACAUCCACCAGGGUUCGAUCCGACGUAACGAGACGACGGCCUCCACCAAGGAGAUGAUUGACGAGGAUGAUGAUGAUGACGACGAUGAUUUCAGUGGGCCGGCCCUGGGUGGACCGGUCAACGUUCGCAGCGACAGUGACGACGAAGACGAGCCGCCCACCAUGGGCAAGAUGCUGUCGAUGAAGUCGUCCGGCGGCGGCGGCAUGACGACCACCCAUCAGACGUUUCAGUUCAAAAACCAGCACCACCUGACGCCCAAUCCGCUGGCCGCAAGCCCGGCCCGGAAAAAGCCAUUCAGCAUGGAGGUGAUGGACUUUUAGGGUUCCGUUUUCAUCCACCACCCCACCACCCAUGGUGCAUUCUGUUCGUCAGCCAUGCGAUUAGCUGCGUUUAAUGUGCGUGUAUGUGUGUGUACUUAAGCAGAAACAAACAACAAAGCUCAGCUAUUUUUUUUAUAAAAAUGUAUUUUAUGCUAGAUUGUGUAUUUGUACAGAGUUACAAAACCAAACACGCCUGUUUGGGAAAUUACUCGCAUAUAUGUCAGUCUUUUAUAAGUUUUUAUAUCGUUUGACCUUUUUAAUUUCUAAGUUGUUUGUAUAUAUCUGUGUAUGAUAGUAAGAGAUCCGUAGUAUUGUGGUUACAAGCAAAGAAAGCAGCCCCUAUUAACGUACUGUUACGCUAAGUUAGUCAAGUUACUCUAGAUGCUAGAGUAUAAACCGUGUGAGAAAUAUGAUUGGAUAAGAUACAAAACAGUGUGCCAGAAAAUAACUAGUGAGCUACUUACGGUAAGCCAAACUUUUUUUAGUUUAUUCCUCUUUUUAAGUUUUACUCAUCAGGAGAAAAGAAAUAUUCAAAUCACCCAUGAAUCGAAGCAUGACACGGUUAUCAUCGUUAUCAAUCGUCUGAAAAUUUCCUUAUCUUAUGUUAAACGAUAAACAAACAAGAACGAAAACAAUAAGCAAAAACUUGAUAUUACUCAAUGCAUACGAAGCAAAUGUAGUUUAUACAAUACACAGGGUGGAAUAAAAAAAAGUCGGAUUUUGAAGCAGAAACCGUGUAGUUUAUUUGAAGGUACCGCGAUUUAUAGGAAGAAUUGGAAUUUGGGUCGUUUUUCACACUCAAUUCGGAUGUAUUUAAUUUCUCUGAGUAUUUUAGUAAGUGAUAUAAUUUGUAAGUAGCGAAACGGAUAAAAUCACAUGUAGCAGAAAAAUCAGAAGAAAAAACCGAAACGAAUUAUCAUAAUGUGUUUUAAAGUCUAGAAAGCAACAUCCCCUCAAUGGAUUGUCAUUUUACCAAGCCGUACUUUACCAGCAACCAACUUAUGACAGACGUAACACGUUUAAUAAUAAGCGAAGAAGAUUGAACAAAUUAUCAUUAGAUCGUUAGUAGACUGGUUCAUUUGAGAGACUUGCUGAUUGUAGAAAUCUUUAAGAAACUGUUCAGUCUGGUUAGGUUACCAUAUUGUACUCUUUGGAGGUUAUUGCAUCUACUGGAAAUAUGUUUACCAAAUUGCACUUAAUGCACAAUUACAGUUUGAACGCUAAUAUUAUAGAAAAUGUACAUAGAAUGAUGUUCCUUCCUGAGUUGUUCGACCUGACUAUUAAGUUCUCUCAAGGGAUUUAAAAAAAAGAGAGAUGAUAUGAUAUGCGAAAAAGAUGAAAAACAAUAAAAAUUGUGAUCAACAUUAUAUUUAAUGAGAAUACAACGUGUAGCUUGUAAGUUAAUGUUUUAAGAGUUAAACAAAGAAAAAGAACUACAAAAAAUAAGUGAAGAAGUUAGUUCAUAAUUACCACAAUCACAACCUAGAGUUGAUUCCGGAAUGUGAAGCACAGCUAAAGUUGUUUCGCAAUAUCACUCAUCCAGAGAUACUUUAUAAUUCGAUCCGAGGCAGCGUAAAGUUGCAACCUUGUUUCCUGUUAUCAAAUCAAUACAAUAGAGACAUAAUGACACAAAACUAAAGUUGCGUUUGAUUAGGUAAGGCGGUUGAAAUUGUUGCUCAUUCAAAUUGUAACUGGGAGAAUAUGGGAAUUGUAUAAAGGUUUUUGUUCUUUUUCAUCUGGUUACCGUUAGUUGUUUAUUUUUUAUUCAAGGAGGAGCGUAUUCAUAGUUGACUGCAUUAACCUUUUCAGGACGGGUGGGCCAUAUAUGCCCAGCGUUUUAGAUUGGCUGUGAGAAAUCACAGAAGAGAGCUAAGUCCCCACAUUCUUCAUCAAAAACGUUCUUCAGGAUAUCGGCUUAAUAUAUUGGAGGUCAAGUUUGACUAUACACUGAAGACCCAGAUAUCCAAAACCUUAGGAAGAUUUCGCUUCUGAGAGCAUGCAGAUAUAUCUGAAAUGUUUGGAUCCUAUACCACAUUGUUUGAUAAUUAUAAACACUCAAUUAAGUUUAUUCAUCUUGAUCGUUGAGACAGUGAUCAAUUUUCAUGAAUACAAGAUGCUCAAGGCUCUUCAAAACGUUUGUAAUCACGUUCAGGGUACAUAAAAACGUUCUCAAGUUCAACCCAAAGUAUCUACCGGAUCAAUCAAGGCUUUUUGCAAUGUCCUCAACAUCGAUAUGUACCCAACCUGAUUCCAUGAGCAUAUGCGCACCAGGCUAACUAAAGUUUCUUAAAUACAAGAUGUUCAAAGAACUCCAAAACGUUUUCAAGUUCAACCCAAGUUAUCUACCAGAACAACCAAGGCUUUUGGAAAGUUUACACUGUCGACGUAUACCCAAUCCGAUCCAAUAGGCACAUGCCCAUCAUGCAAACUCAAUUUUCUUGAUUACGAGAUGUUCAAAGCACUCGAAAACGUUCUCAAGUUCAACCCAAUUUAUCUACCAGAUCAACCAAGGCUUUUGCAAUGUCAUCAACAUCGAUAUGUACACAACCUGAUUUCAUAAGCAUAUGCGCACCAUGCAAACAAAAUUUUCUUGAAAACGACUUGUUCAAGGUACUCCAAAACGUUCUCAAGCUCAAACCAAGUUAUCUACCAGAUCAACCAAUGCUUUUGCAUUGUUCUUAUCGUUAGCAUAUACCCAAUCCGUUCCAAUAGGAACAUGCAAACCCAAUUAUCUCGAAAACGAUAUGUUCAAGGUACUCCAACACCUCCUUAUCUUCGGCAUAUAUCCAAUCCGGUCUACUAGGCCUAUGCGCAUAAUGUAAGCCCCAUUUUCUUCAAUACGAGUUGUUCACGGUACUACAAAACGUUCUCGAGCUCAGUUCAAACUAACUAUCACAUCAAUCGAGACUUUCGAUGUCCUCUUCGUCAGCUACAUACUGCUAGUCGAGUUCAAAAAGCACAUGAUUCUUAUUUCCAUGUCCAAAGUCCUCCAAAGUGGUCUUAGAUUAAGAUUAAAAUAUCUACCAGAUGCACAAUAACUAAGGAGGUGUUUGUGUCGAGCAAUGUCUAUUCGAAUGUGGCUGUGGACUUUUUUUUGGAAUUGAAGUUGUUGGUAAAUUGUUCGAAAGGAGCAUCAAAGUAAACGAGAAAAUAUUUUAGUAUGGCAUCAUUUGUUUACAUAAGUCGACAUCGAGUCUUAGGACAUCGACUCAUGGAGAGCCCACUGUAGCUUGUAAAAGGAAUCAGUGAAAUCCCACAAGCUCGACCCACAAGCUCCGACAAGCUGGAAUGUUUGGUGAUGCACGGAGAUAUCAUUCAGAACUUGGUUGAUCGGGUAGGUCGCAUGUUCUGAACACCAGGACGUUUAGAAGAACCGAAAAGGUCUGUAGUAGCUUGUAAAAGUAAUGAGUGAAAUCCUAUGUGCUCAAUGGACCAGCUGGGAUGUUCAGCGCUGCAUGAAUGCAUCAUUUAGGGCUUGGUUGAUCGGGUAGAUCACAUGAUCACUAGCUUGUAAAAGUAAUGAGUGAAAUCCUAUCGCCUCAAUGGACCUGCUGGGAUGUUCUGCGAUGCUCGGAUACAUCGUUCAGUACUUGGUUAAUCGUUUUUUUUUUUCAGUAGGGUGAGAAUCUGCAUCCAGACACCGGUGGGCUACCGGCGAACGGGGCUUAGCUACCGCCGACCCGCUAAAACCACCCUGUUCACAGACCCUGAGUCUCCCCGGAACAGUCUUGCGGCAUUACUUCUGGGAGGGGUCCGUGCGACUACACGCGCUAGCUACUAGCUAGCUACCCACUAGCCAAUUGCGCUGCAAGAUGCUAGCAAUCUGAGUGGUAGCGGCCGAGACCGCUCUCCACUUUUCAACCUCUUGACACAUCCUCUGGAUAAGAUUAUCCGGGGUAGUGUCCCUCCCGCACACCUCAAACAUUCCGCUCCUCGCAUCGACGAAACGAGGACAUACAAAUAGUACGUGCUCGGCAGUUUCGUCGACCCCUGGGAGGUCCGGGCAGAUGGGAGAGUCCGUAUGCCCAAACCUAUGUAGUUACCACCUAAAGCAGCCAUGGCCUGAUAGGAACUGUGUCAGAUGGAAGUGAACUUCCCCAUGCCUCCUAUUAACCCAUCUUGAUACGCUAGGUAUCAGCCGAUGGGUCCACCUACCCUUAGAAGAGUUAUCCCAGUCCCGUUGCCACUUGAUAGUCGAUAGUCGGCUUUACGGGCUCCUCUGGUUCCGCGCAUUUCGAAACUCUCCUCGUCUUCCCGUAUGACUAGUCCAAUGGGUAACAUACACGCAAUCACACAAGCUGCAUCCCGUGAUACCGUGCGGUAGGUACUUAUCACUCUGAGGCACGGCAGCCUGUGUACACUCUCCAGCUACUGCAGGUUACGUUCGACGUUAAACGCCGAGGCCCAAGCUGGGCCGCCGUAUCUAAGGAUAGAUACGGCAACCCCAGCUAAUAACCUACGUCUGCUGGAGCGCACCCCCGAGCUAUUGGACAUCAUCUUAGAUAAUGCCGCAAUAGCUGUCGAAGCUCUCCUGCAGGCGUAAUCUACGUGACUGCCGAAGUUCAGUCUAUCGUCGAUCAGCACCCCGAGGAGCUUCACCUCCCGCUUGGAAAUGAUCUCACAGUCGCCCACGCGAACCACUGCCUCCUGUACCGACUUACGGCUGUUAACAACAACCAACUCCGUUUUAUGAUGAGCUAGCCCCAGCUGCCUUGAGCUCAUCCAUUCCUCUACUAUAGCGAUCGCGUGGGCCGCCUUCAGUUCCCCCUCAACAAUCGACUCUCCGUAAACCUCCAGCGUUAUGUCGUCAGCGAAGCCAACGAUCUUAACACCUGGGGGAACUUCAGUCUUAAAACACUGUCGUACAUAGUGUUCCAUAGCACCGGGCCCAGGAAAGAUCCCUGAGGGACUCCUGCGGUGAUAGAAGCACUACCCUUCCCUUCAUCGGUCUCGUAUAAGAGUACGCGAUUCUGGAAAUAGCUUUCCAAAAUGUUGUACAGGCCCACCGGAAUGCCCAACCGGAGUAACGAAAGCGCGAUGGCAUCCCAGCUUGCGCUGUUGAAUGCAUCCUCGAGCGUCACAAUCGCACAGAAUCAAGUUCCCCUCCGCUCGCGUUCUGCGGUGCUGGAGGUGGCCAAGGACUUGUGGCAAGGGACGGGAAGAGAACCUUGAUAAUGCGAUUCAACCUUUCCGGCGACCGUUUGGGAGGCGCCAACCCCUCUCUGGCCUUCGCCAUUACUAACCUGUAGGCAUCGCCCCAAAAAAUAGCAUUGGCGUUCAAGCAUAGGUUGUCAAAACACUUCUUUUUACUGCUACUGAUGGCCUUGUUAAGGGCCAACUUCGCAGCUUUGUACGUCAAGCGGCCUUUAUCCCUUAGCUGCUCAGAGCGAGCUCUCGGCAUCCUUCGCCUAGCCCUAAGGCAGGUUUACCGAAGGUCUGCGAUUGCUACACUCCACCGGUAUGCUGGAAGUCUACCGUUCCUCGGUGGUGCCCUCCUCUGCAUGCUGGCAUCGCAUGCACGUGACAGGACAGCUGUCAGUGCGUCCCCUGUAAGACUGUCGGUGUUACCCUCCAGUCCCAGCGCCGCGGUGAAAACUUCGCUGUCGAAGCUUUGGGCCUUCCACCCACGGACCUGACGGGGAUUCCUCAACCUCGGUUGCUGCACACCACAGCUGAUCACGUAGCAGAUGGCUAGGUGAUCGCUGUGGGUGUAGCCCUCAUCGACCCUUCAGUUCAGUCCCCCGGCUAGGCCGGGGCUACAGAACAUGCCAUCAAUGAACGACUCCACCACAUUCCUACGGAAAGUGCUGAUUGAGCCGUCAUUGGCUAAUACGACCUCCAACUUUGCUAGAGCCUCUAGCAAAGCUUGACCUCUCUGCUUGGUGCAGCGGCUUCCCCACUCCACCGCCCAAGAAUUGAAGUCCCCCGCUAUGACAACCGGCUUCCGACCUACAAGGUCGGACGAUAGCCUAUCGACCAUCCGGGUGAAUUGCUCUAUUGGUGGGGCAUAGCAGCUACAAUAGAACACCCCGUUGAUCUUAGCUAUGGCGACACCUUCGACAGGUGUGUGUACGACCUCUUGGACCGGGAACCGGCCCGUUGUGCCGUUGUUUGAUCGGGUAGAACGCGUAUUCUGUACUCCAAAACGUUUUGGAGACCCUGAAAUAUUUUGCGUUUAUACAAAACUCAAACAAUGUAUGUCCUAUUAUCACGUAGAUAUUUUUGGACGCAUAUCUCAGCUAAGGACAUGUUGUUUCUAGACACCUUUCCUGAUACAUUCGAAGAUAUGUACUCCAGAACAGUUCGGACGACCUAGGACGUCCGAAAAAAAAAUUUUAAUACUUUCCAGUUAUAUUUAUACUAGUUUUGGAGGAUCCAGUGUAAAAAAACAAAUUUGUGCGUAAAAUCUUGUGACUUGUAUGAUCACAGCUUUAUCCCAUUA